This is a messenger RNA of Trachymyrmex cornetzi, 2118 nucleotides long. RefSeq lists its product as uncharacterized. NCBI's taxonomy places the organism in Eukaryota, Metazoa, Arthropoda, Insecta, Hymenoptera, Formicidae. Gene Ontology annotation, molecular function: RNA-DNA hybrid ribonuclease activity; nucleic acid binding. Bases 1 to 2118 code for a protein of 705 amino acids. The transcript has a single exon. The record is from RefSeq and is a predicted model, not a curated record.
AUGAGCUCCUGCAUAGACAGCUUGGUCUCACUCACCAACUACAUACAGGGUGGAUUCCUAAACAAAGCAGUCACCCUCUGUGCCUUUCUCGACAUUGAAGGGGCUUUUGACAAUGUCAUCCCCUCAAUCCUAGUUGAAGGACUGCAAAAGCUGGGCAUCCCUGCAAGAACAAGAAAAUUUAUUUCAAAUCUUACUUUUGAAAGAAGCAUCUAUUUUGUCUGUGAAGGAGAACUUCAGGGCCCCUUCACCUCUCUGAAGGGCACUCCUCAGGGAUCUGCUCUUAGUCCUCUGCUUUUCAAUUUGUAUUGCGCUGAUAUUAACAGUUGUUUGCAUGAGGAUUCUAACCUACUACAGUAUGCUGAUGACAUUGUCAUUUUUAGUAUAAGCCUUAAUGAAGAGGAGGCACGUCACUCAAUUCAAAUCUCUCUGAACAACAUAUUUGCGUAUCUACGCUCUAGAGGACUGGAUCUGUCUCCCACUAAAUCCAAAUGGCUUUUAUUUUCGAGAAGACGCAACGCUCGCCCUGACCUGGCGCUAAGUAUUAGGGGCCAAGACAUACCUCGCGUCACUUCAUUUACCUUUCUGGGAAUUAUUCUGGACUCGAAACUCAAAGGUAAGGAACACCUCAAGCAUCUUAUCAAAAAAGGCCGCAAUCUUACCAACAUACUUUCGGUCCUAGCGGGCACUAGAUGGGGGUCCCAUCCCAGACUGAUGUUAUGCCUUUAUAGAGCUAUUUUCAGAUCCGCUAUUGAAUAUGGUUGUCAAAUUUUCAAGCUUAAAGGCAAUCAAUGCGAAUUCCAACAGCUGGAACGCCUAGUUAACCGGAACAUGCGAAUAGCUCUAGGCUAUAGGAAAUCUACCGCCAUAAAUGUCUUAAUGGCGGAAGCUAAGGAAACUCCUCUAAAUCUGAGAUUUGAUCUCAUGUCUUCCAGGUUUAUCUUUCGAACCAUGAUGAACUCCACCACUCUACAAAGCUUCAAAUAUGUUGAAAAUGUCUCAUACUCCCCAACCAGAAGAUCGCAAGCGCUCAACUCUAUCCCCAUUUUAAAAAGAUACGUCACUCAAAAAUAUGCGAUGAACAUCAUAAGAAGAUCCAAUAAACCUCUGGCUUACAACUUUUGUUUGGAUUCUUACACCUAUGUUCACCCCAUUGAUGAAUCCAUGACGUCGAUGCCUAGAGAUUCCAGCAGCCUUGUCUUCAGAACCCGCUUCCGGGAACUAUCUACAACAUACUCUGCUAAAGGACCUCUAGUUUUUACGGACAGCUCCAAAUCCGAGGAUGGAGGCUCAGUGGGCGCUGGUGUGUAUUAUUCUAAAGACCUUAACUGGAUCAUCAAGGACAAGCUCCCCCCAGAGGCCUCCGUCUUCUCGGCGGAGGCUUGGGCUAUUAUUCGUGCCAUUCUCCUGGUGGAGGAUCGCUGUUGUGACACCUUUACCAUCUUCUCCGACUCACUCAGCGUAUUACGCGCCAUCUCCUCACAUCAACGCAAAGACGUCAACUACCUCGUCUUCGAAAUAAGGGACCUGCUCCGCAAGAUGGUCAAUAAUGGAUUUACCAUCAACCUGGUAUGGGUACCAGGACACAAGGGCAUUUAUGGGAACGAGAGAGCUGAUGAACUUGCCAGGGAAGCUGCCCUCCGUGGCCGACGCCCUAAAUUCAAAAUUCCCUAUCAUGACCUGUUAGCCUUAUCCCGAGACUCGCAUAAGAGAAAAUUUCAAGCUUACCUCGAUCAUUCCGCCUCUUAUAAAGGGCAACUAUUCGAUAAUUACUACAGAAAUACCCUAUCUAAGCCUUGGUUUUAUGAUAAAUCUCUUAAUAGGGAGGAGAUUGUUACUAUCUCCAGAAUACGCUCGAACCAUUAUAACCUUGCUUACAGUCUCCAUAGAAAGGGCAUUGUCGACUCUCCAUCUUGCUUCUGUGGAGACCCCAGACAAGAUAUUAAUCAUAUAAUUUUUUAUUGCAGAUUAUGUAUUGGUAAAUCAGCCAAAUUGCGUUCUUAUAUUAAAAAACACUUUCCACUAUCUCCUAUCGAUAUGCAUCAUAUACUCAAGAACCCUCCUCCCACUCUCUGUCGCUUAAUUGUCGCUUAUUUAAAGUCUCUCAAUCUAAAGGUGUGA